Copidosoma floridanum is the source of this 2685-nucleotide messenger RNA. RefSeq lists its product as uncharacterized. Lineage: Eukaryota; Metazoa; Arthropoda; Insecta; Hymenoptera; Encyrtidae. The record is from RefSeq and is a predicted model, not a curated record.
AUGACCGGCUUACAGCGCAUCCCGCCCAAGGACUCCAGCAGCAACGCUCCAACAGACGCAUGCAGCAACGAGGUCGCCCCCAUAGGCUUCAAUGCCUCGACCUCGCUCGACAAUGCAGUGGUUUUACCCGCUAACGCUGCAAGCACGCUCGGCAACCAACAACAACAGCUACAGCAGCAGCAGCCACUACAGCAGCAGCAACAGCAACAACAGCUGCAGCGACAGUGGGAGCAGCAGCAACAGCUACAACGCAGUUUAGAUGCCCUCUCCAACAAUCCAGGCACCUUUGGCAAACAAGGGCAGUCGUUCACGAACCCCGGGGCCUCCCUCGGGCACUCAACAUUUUUUAAAACGCCCAGGGACGAGGACGCCAUGUUUGGAGCGUCUUCGCACCGCGAAAAUUUUGGCGCGCAAAGCGGCAUCCUCCCUGCCAACGAAAGUUCGAGAGGCCCGAAUUCGGUGGCCGCGCUUUCGUUCGGCGCAACUUCCGGCGGCAAUCACAACAAUCCGGCGACGCAGUGGGACCGCCGCACGCAACACUGCUCUCGCCGAUCUGCACCAGCAGCCUUUCUGGACCACGAAGCCUGGUCCAAGCUCUGGUUCGCGACGCUGGAGGCAAAGUUUGUUCGCGCGGGAAUCUGUGACGAGUUUGUGCGCUUCGAGCACCUAAUGAAAUACCUGUCAGAGGACCUCAUCACCGUGGAGAUCGAAAACAUCAUCAGCACAGCCGCACAGGAAUGUCUGUAUGGAAGCGUCAAGGACUCUUUGCUUAAGGCUUUUACAAAGAGCAGCGAACAAAAGGUCCGGAGGCUCAUCUCAGGCCUGCAGUACGGCAACGGGCCACCUUCACAGUUACUUGCCCAGAUACAGCGGCUGGCAAGCAACCUCGUCAGUCCGGCUUUCCUCCGCCAAGUUUGGCUCGACCGGCUGCCAAUGGAUAUCCGGGUCGCCCUGGCUGCGUCUGAGGAUCAGACCGACGGCAAAUUUGUGGCACUCGCCGAUCGUAUCUGGGGGAUACAGUCCACCCGCCAGGGGCAGAUUUUCGCGCUGUCUUUGGCGGUGCCAAGCGACGACACGCUCGAUGACCUCAAGAAGAAGCUCGAGGAGCUGGCCGCUUGUGUGAGGAAGCUGUCGCAGCGACAGCCACGCGGCAGAUCCCGCAACCGCGGCCCCGCCCGACGUCGCCGGGACAAGCCUAAUAACGAUGGGCCCGAUUCCUCUCCGACCGGCGACCUGUGCUGGUAUCACCAGGAGUUCGCCGAGAAGGCCCGCCACUGCAUGGCGCCGUGCUCCUGGGAAAAAAAACUGAGCUCAUUGCCUGAGGACGCGACGACCUCAGGCAAUGCUGUUAACGCUCUAUAUCGUCGUCUUUUCAUGCAUAACAACAAAAGCAACUUGCCUUUACUGCUCGAUACGGGCGCGAAACGGUUCGUGGUGGCGGACGUCCCCUACGGCAUCCUCGGCUUCGACUUUCUAAGGCAGCACGCCAUUUCUAUCGACCCGUCGUCUUCGUCACUCACGCACAACGUCACGGGGGACCGCUGCGAGACACGUACGGGCGCCGCGCCGCUGUUCAGCAUCGUGCUUCCAAACACCGUGACCAGGCUGCUGGACUCAUUUCCGUAUAUCACGGGAAAGGCACCCCCGCAGCCGUCCCAGGGCUCAACCACAUACCACCACAUCAUCACCACGGGCCCUCCAGUUGCACAGCCAGCCAGACGGCUCGCGCCCGACCGACUGAAGGAGGCUCGGCGCAUCUUCGACGAGCUGAUCGCCCAGGGCCAUCCGAUCUCACGGCUUGAGGAUUACCCGGCCAACCUUCACGAAAAAACCAUCUUCUCCAAGAUCGAUCUGCUGAAGGCUUUCAACCAAAUUCCAAUAGCCGAAGAGGAUGUACCCAAAACAGCCUUCAUAACGCCCUUCGGGCUGUUCGAAUUCACGGUGAUGAUGUUUGGAUUCAAGAACGCCGCCCAAACGUUCCAGCGUAAAAUUAACAACGUCCUACGUGGGCUGAACGCAUUCCCUUACAUCGACGAUAUCCUCAUCGCAUCUGAGCACGGCCUGUGCGUGAACUUGGAGAAGUGCGUCGUCGCCGUGGAAAAGGUCAAAUUCCUGGGAUAUGAGGUUUCUGCCCAGGGUUCAAGACCCCUACCCGAUAAAGUGCAAGCCGUACUGGAGUUCGCCCUGCCCACAACGCUCUUCAGCCUGCGGCGUUUCAUCGGCAUGGUCAACGCCUACCGGCGCUGCCUCAAGGACGCCGCAGUCCACCUCGGCCCGCUGCAUGCGCUCCUCAAGGGCGCUAAAAAGAAGGACAUGCGGCCAGUGCAAUGGGACGAGGCCUCUUCCGCGGCGUUUCAGGCGUGCAGAUCGUGCCUGGUAAACGCAGCCAUGCUGGCCCACCCCCGCCCUUACGCGCAGCUUCGUAUCUCCACAGAUGCCUCCGACACCAAAAUGGGAGCCGUACUGGAGCAGCUCGACGAGAGCUGGCAACCUCUGGGUUUCUUCUCGAAGCCAUUAUCCGCUACCGAGCAACGCUACUCGGCAUACGACCGUGAACUAACGACUCUUUUCACAGCAGUCAAGCAUUUCCGGGGAAUAGUGGAGGGAUAUCCGCUGACCUUGCGCACGGACCACAAACCGCUCACCCACGCUUUCAACCAGAACACGGAGAACGCAGCGCCGUGA